GAAUUCUAGUUUGUUUGUUUUGAAUUUGAACCAUAAGCCGAAGUUCGAACACCGAUAUUAGAUCAAAAUGGCGCCAUUAAAUUUCGAAUUUAAUUAAUUAUAUCGGCGUUAAUUUUUCCGUUAGAAAUGUGAUUCCUCGAGUGAAGUGUGCCACUAACGUAAAUCUAUUGAUGUAAAAGUUUAUAUACCACUUUCUGCCAUACCAUUGAUCAAAUAUGUUCGUAAGAUGCUCCUUAUCAAUAUUAUAUUUUUUACUAAUUCUUCUUACCUUUACCGAAGCAAUUAUCACGAAAGAUACAGAUUUAAAAUGUAACUUGACGAAGGAAUUCCGGUGUGAUACCGGCGAAUGUAUACCUUUGAGGUGGAAAUGCAACGGAAUUCCAGACUGUGCCGAUGGCUCGGAUGAGCCUUUUGACUGCCAAGACGUGCCAUGUAAACCGCAUCAAUUCCAAUGUAAAUACACCAAAAAAUGCAUCCCUAAUGCUUGGAUAUGCGACGGAGAAGCAGACUGUAGCGUUAACAAGCAAGGAAUUAUCGACAAUUCGGACGAAGAUGCGAAUCAUUGCAAUAAGGGUGUUUUCUGCGCUGGCAACAUGGCUCCGUGUAAAAAUACCACCGAAUGUAUUUUAAUCGAGAAAUUCUGCGAUGAUGUGCCGGAUUGUCCGAAUAAAUCAGACGAAGGACCAUUCUGCCAUGGAAAUUGGACCCACGAAUCGAACUGUUCAAAAGGCUUUAAGCCUGUAUACGGAGAAUUCAAGUGUUACUGUCCUCAAGGACAACAGCCAGAGUUGGAUUUAUGCGUCGAUACCGACGAAUGUUUAAUUGAUGGCUCGUGCGAUCAGAUUUGUCGUAAUACGAACGGCUCUUACGAAUGCGAUUGCGUAUCUGGUUAUGAAAAAAUCAAUAAAACUAGCUGCAAAGCGAUCAAUGAUCCUCCAAACGCGCCACCUUUAGUGUUCUUUAGUACCAUGUCACAUAUCAAACGAAUGCACCUAGAUGGACGUUCGCAAAAGCAAUACAACUUAUCUACGUUAUCGUUAACCUUCGACUAUCGCAAAAGACGCAUUUGUUUUAUCCACCGAGGCGAUAACGAUACCAGAAACUACAUAACUUGCACUUCGGAUACGUUCAUCGAACGCUGGAGCCGUCCAGAACCGUCGAUAUUUCCUUUAGAAUACACAACGCACGUAGCCCUCGACUGGAUCUCCGGCAAUUGGUACUUCGUCGACGAUACCAACGAAAUGAUAUUCCUCUGCACGUCCGAUAUCACCUCUUGUGUGAUUCUGAUCGAUGUAAAUAUCAGUAAACCGAGAUUCAUCGCUUUAGAUCCGACUAAAGGAUACAUGUUUUUUACCAAAUGGGGUACGACGCAGCCGUCUCUAGAGAGAGCUUUACUCAAUGGUAAAGAAAGAGUCGUGUUGGUAGAUCAUAAAAUCGUUUAUCCGUACGGAGUUGCUGUCGAUUUCCCUCUGGAACAUGUUUAUUGGGUCGAUACGUAUUUAGAUUUCGUCGAACGAGUCAAUUACGAUGGAAGUAAUCGCCAGACUAUUAAAAAAGGAUAUCCAGUCCAAAAUUUAUACGACGUGGUCCUAUUUGAAAAUAGUAUUUACGUGUCGUCUUGGAGGAAUUUAAGUAUAAUUAAAUUAAAUAAAUUUCAACCGAAUCAACAUGAAAUCGUUACCAGUAACCUGAACCGUCCAUUUUCUGUGAUCAUUUACCAUAAACAAAGGCAACCCGAUGUUUCCCAUCCUUGUAAAGAGAAUAACGGAGGAUGUCAGCAAAUCUGCAUCCCAUUAUGGGAAAAUACCACGAAACCAAUUGCUCAUUGUAUGUGUGAACCCGGCUUCAGAUUAGUGGAGAAAAAAUGUCUUUUGGCCGAAAAGGAAUCAUUCUUAUUGUAUGGUAAAGGAAAACCAGCCAUGAUUAAGGGCAUUUCUCUGAACGGCGAAGAAGUCAUGCAGCCUAUAACCGGUCUUGUGCAUCCAACAGCGAUAGAUUACGAUGCAGUUGAACAAUAUAUUUAUUUUGUUGAUGGCCACAAAAACGUAAUCGAACGAAGAAAAAUCGAUGGCACUAAACGAGAAGUAGUCGUCAAAGAUAACAUCUUCAAUUGCAAAGGUUUAGCUGUCGAUUGGUACGGUAGAAAUUUAUAUUGGACAGACGAAGAAGUUGGGACAAUUUCGAUCGUCAGUUUGAGUAAUUUCACCAGACGAAGAACUCUAUUUAGGGAAGAUAACAGUAAUCCUCGUUCAAUUGUCUUGGAUCCUCAUGCUGGAUACAUGUACUGGAGUCGAUGGUCCAGAGUGAUGUCGAACCUACCUAGCUAUAUUGAAAAAGCAUCGAUGGACGGGAAAAACCGAACCGAUUUCAUUUCAACCGAUUUACAUUGGCCGAGCGGAUUAACCAUUGAUUUUCUCUCUCGAAAAUUAUACUGGUGUGAUUCAUUCCUCGAUAAAGUAGAAAGAAUCAACUUAGAUGGAACUGAACGCCAAGUGGUGGCUAUUUCAAAAGUUACCCAUCCUUACGGUGUCGCUUUAUUGAACGAUUUCAUUUUCUGGUCCGAACAACAGAAGGGAUUGAUUCGAAGUUACAAUUUGAAUACGAAAAAUGAAACUAUACUCGGUGUUGAAAAUCCUCUGCUGUUCGAUUUGAAAAUAUUCAGUUCGCAGAAACAAGAAGUUCUAGAUAUCGGUGAUCGUCGAUGUCCGAGUGUUUCGGAAUGUGAUGGGUUAUGCGUGAUGAAUACCGAAGGAAGUCAGUGUUUGUGUACCGAUAAUAGCUCCGAAAAUGAAAAAUGUCUUCACGCUCCGGAAAACAAUACGUCGUCGAAAUGUCCAAAAGGAAGCUUCAAAUGUGUCAACGCAGAUCAGUGUAUCGCGAUGAAGUUGAUUUGCGACGGUCAUAAAGAUUGCAGCGAUGGAUCAGAUGAAAGUCCAACUCAAGGAGGCAUUUGCGAAGGCAAGACUUGUCGCGAAGAUGAAUUCGCCUGCGAUGGAAUGCGUUGUAUUUCAAAGUACUGGAUCUGCGACGGUGAACCGGACUGCAACGAUAAGAGCGACGAAGACAGUCAGAAUUGCCCCUUACACGAAUGUUCCAAAAAGCAAUUCCGCUGCACGAAAAGUCGUCGGUGUAUUCCUUCUACUUGGGUUUGCGACGGCGAGAACGAUUGCGGCGACGAUGAUCGUUCCGAUGAAACGCAGAAUUGCACGUUGAAAAGAUGCUUACCGAAUGAAUUCGCGUGUCGGAAUGGAUUAUGUAUUUCAUUAGAACAGGUUUGCAAUGGUAAAAAUGAUUGUCACGAUUGCGAUUACGCCGACGAAAGUUGUUCUUCAGAUGAAAAUUCUUGUACGAAAUUAUGCAAAAAUGACGAAGUUUAUUGUUUUCCUGAUUUGAGCUGCGUAUCGAGGAGUAAAAUAUGCGACGGAAAUAAAGAUUGUAGCGACGGAACCGACGAAUUUGAUUGUUUAUUCAAAGAAAUUGACACAACCGAAGAAACUACCGAAUACAAAUUACCCACUACUUGCGAAUAUCCGAAUCGUUAUUGCGAUAAUGGAACCAAAUGUAUCGUACCGGAGCAAUUAUGCGAUAAUCAGAUGGAUUGCGACGAUAAAUCCGAUGAAUUUGGAAGAUGCGAUGAUGAUCCUUGCGAAUACAUGACCGAAUGCUCGCAUACCUGUAGUAAUGCUCCGGAGGGAUUCCUUUGCCUAUGCCCGGCCACCAUGUAUUUACAAAGUGACAACGUUACUUGUAAUACUAAUCAUAGAUGCGAUAUGUGGGGCACUUGUUCGCAGAAAUGCGUGAAAAGUGGAAAACAUUCCCAUAAAUGCCAGUGUUUCGACAAUUACGAAAUUCAAAACGAUCAUUUUUCGUGUAAAUCGAUCGAUAAGAGCACUCCUAAAAUCAUCUUCAGUAUUCGACACGAACUUCGUAGUAUUAAUUUACAUACUUUGAGUUCGACUUCGAUGACAUUAGGGUUGAAGAAUACCAUCGCUUUGGAUUUCCUCUAUUUUAACAACACGUAUACGCUGUUUUGGACCGAUGUAGUCGACGAUAAAAUUUUUAGAGGAACUUUAGAAGAUGACAUUUUAACCGAUAUCGAAGAAAUAGUAAAAUCCGGAUUGGCGACAGCUGAAGGAUUAGCAGUGGAUUGGAUGGGACAGAAUUUAUACUGGGUGGAAAGUAAUAUGGAUCAGAUUGAAGUUGCCCGAGUCAAUGGCAGUUUCAGAAGAACUCUAGUCGCAUCCGACCUUGAAAAUCCUCGAGCAAUCGCUCUAGAUCCCAGAUACGGUUGGCUGUUUUGGACCGAUUGGGGAAACAAGGCGCCUCGAAUUGAACGUUGCAGUAUGUCUGGAGAUUAUCGAUCGAUAAUAGUUCGAAUUGAUGAUUUAACCGAUGGAGCUUGGCCGAAUGGAUUGACGCUCGAUUAUCAGCUGAAAAGAGUGUAUUGGGUGGAUGCAAGGUUACACGCAAUAUUCACCGUCGAUUACGACGGUAACGAUAUCAAAGAACUAAUCAAAGAACACGACUUGCUUGAUCAUCCGUUCGCCAUUACGUUAUUCGAGAACCACAUCUAUUGGACCGAUUGGCGAUCAAAUGCUGUAAUCAGAGCGAAUAAAUGGAACGCUUCGGAUCUAUCAGUCAUCCAACGAACAUCGAUGCAGCUGUUCGACGUGAAAAUCAUGCAUCCCAGUCGACAGCCAAGAACUCUGAAUAAUCCCUGCGGUGUGAAUAACGGAAACUGUUCUCAUUUGUGUUUAUUAAGCAUCAAUGGAACUUAUAAAUGCGCUUGUCCUCAUAUCAUGAUUUUAACAUCCGAUAAUCGAACGUGCAAAGAAAAUGAAAUAUUUUUAUUGUAUUCUCGUCCGAAUGAGAUCAGAGGAGCUGAUUUAGUUCAACCGUAUUAUUAUACUGUUCCGGCGAUAACGGUUCCGAAUGUUUUUAACCCAACUGAGUUGGAUUUCGAUGCAUCUUCCAAAUACGUGUAUUGGAUCGAUUCUCAUGUUAAAGAAGUGAAAAGAACGCCGAUUAUUGGAGGAAGUGUUGAGAGUAUUAUUGAUACAGGAGUAAAUAAUCCGAGUGGCUUGGCUGUGGAUUGGAUUUCGAAAAAUCUUUUCAUUUCAACCAACGAUGAGGAGUCUCGAAUUAUCGCUUGUAACCUGAAAGGAGAAUUUUUCACUGUUAUUUUUUCCAAUCAAAAUGCGAAUAAUAAUGAAAAGAUCACCAAUAUCAAAUCAUUGGCCAUUCAACCAACAGCAGGCCGCCUAUUUUGGACCGUCACCGAGGAAGAAGGAUCUCACAGUAUUAUUUCCAGCGAUACGAGUGGCCAACAACGUAUAACACUGACAUCGAAAAAAGUCAACGAUCAUCUCAACGAGCCUUCCUGUCUAACCGUCGACGAAUUGACCAACUCGUUGUAUUGGAUAAAUAAAGAAUCCCACGUCGUACAGUACAUAAAUCUACAAACCCAUAAAAUACAAAAUAUCCUUCUGCAAAUGGAGCAAAGUGAUCCGAUCGCUAUCACGAUACAUUUAGAUUCCAUUUUCUACGCUGAUUCAGAUUCCAGUAUUCAUGUGGCGAAUAAAAUCAACGGAUCGAAUAAUACGAUAUUUAGAACUAAUACUAGUGGGGUGAAUUCGAUGAUCGUAUACGAUCCGGCUAAACAACGAGGAACGAAUGCUUGCGCUAAAAAUCGAGGAAACUGUUCGCAUUUAUGUUUACCAGUUUCGCCCAACACCAGAGUGUGCAAAUGCAGCAUAGGAUAUCACACCGAUCCCAAAGAUUCUACUAAGUGUAUUGGUAUUAAAGAAUUCAUCUUGUAUUCGAUUCACUGGGAAAUCAAAGGCAUCACCAUGAAUUCAACUGUAAACCAGACGGAAAAUAUUCUUGCUCCGAUUUCGCAUAUUUCGAUGGCUUCCAGUGUGGAUUUCCAUGCCAAGGAAGAUUAUUUGUAUUGGGCUGACAGCGACCAUGGUACUAUUACUCGUAUCAAAAGAGACGGGUCACAACGUGAGACUAUUAUCGGUUUACCCAACCACGAUACCACCCAAACAGAUUGGUUGGCUGGCAUCGCGGUCGACUGGAUAGCCGGUAAUAUUUACUGGACUGAUCCACGACUUCACGUAAUCGAAGUUAGUCGAUUGAAUGGCACCCACAGAAAAGUAUUGGUUUACACGAACAACGAUAAGCCUAUUUUCAUUGCCGUUGAUCCUAUCCAUGGACUGAUGUUUUGGAAUGAAGGCGGUGACGUUAAACGUAUCAGAAAAGCUACUCUGAGCGGUACUAAUAAACAAAUCGUUGUCAAUGAGACGAAAUCCAAUAUCAACGAUAUAACAUUAGAUUACGAAAAUCAAAUGCUGUAUUGGUGCGAGACGAAUAGUAUUUAUGGAGUCAGAUACGACGGUAGUGAUAAGAAACUAAUGCUUAGAGAAUCGCGAAUCACUCCAGCUGGUUUAGUCGUUUAUAAUAAAAGCUUAUACUGGAUCGAUGUAUUACAUAAUCACGGCAGCUUGAAAGUAGCAUCUUUGAAAAAUGUAUCGGAUUAUCAAGAUAUCAUCAACGGAGUCGGUGAUUCGUUACGUGACAUCGUUAUAUUUUCGGAAAAACGUCAAAAAGGCUCGAAUCCUUGCGCCAUAGAUAACGGAGGCUGCAGCGAAUUGUGUUUGUUCGAUGGCACGAAAGCGAUUUGCAAUUGUACGUAUUCGGUCGUCGAUUCGGAUGGAAAAUCGUGUAAACCCUACGAUACAUUCCUCAUGUAUUCUGGAAUCACGCAUAUCGACAGUAUUCACAUCACCGAUACCGAAGACAUGAAUCCUCCGUACGCGAUCAUUUCGUCUAAAACUAAUAUGUUGAAUACAAUUGGAUUAACUUACGACUAUUCUCGAUCAUUGUUAUUUUAUUCGGAUAUACAGAGGAGUACGAUUAAUUCUGUCUACUUCAAUGGUUCCAGUCAUCGUAUCAUUGCUGAUCGUGUCGGAUUAGUGGAAGGAAUAGUUUUCGAGCCGAGUGAAAAAUGGCUAUUUUGGACUUGUAAUAGUAACGCGACUAUCAAUAAGUUCAAACCGUAUGGAAAUUCGACCAAACCUGAAAUCGUGGUUCGACUCAGCACUCAGGAUAAACCUCGUGGAAUUGAUAUUGAUAGUUGCGAAAUGAAAGUCUACUGGACGAAUUGGAACAGUGAAAAACCCUGUAUACAACGUUCGUUCGCCAACGGUUACAAUGUCGAAUCGAUCAUUACCUCCGAUAUAAUCAUGCCUAAUGCCAUCAUCUUGGAUCACGCUGCUAAAAAAUUAUACUGGGCUGAUGCCAGAAUGGAUAAAAUCGAACAUUGCGAAUACGAUGGUUCUAAAAGAGUGAUAAUCCCUAAUGCAGCCCCACCUCAUACCUUUGGUUUGGCUAUAUUCGGAGAUUACCUAUUUUGGACGGAUUGGGUAAUGCAGUCGGUGAUGAGAUGCGAUAAAUAUACCGGAGAAAACGCCAUCAAGCUUCGAUCAGCCUCCAGACCGAUGGGUAUUAUCGCUGUAUCGAAUUCAUCACGUUCUUGCGAUGCUAAUAAAUGCCACUUUUUGAACGGCGGUUGCGAAGAUAUCUGUCAAACAGAUGUAACCGGAUCGGUCGUAUGUAAAUGUAGAGAAGGCAGAAGGCUCUUAGAAGAUGGUUAUCGUUGCGGUAGCAGCAGUCUAUCUAGCCCUAAAUGUGCCGACGAUCAAUUUACCUGCCGUUCCGAGAAACAAUGCAUUCCUUACGAAGUAACCUGCGAUGGAGUUUCGCACUGUAUCGAUAAAUCCGACGAAGAUCCGAUUUAUUGCAGUAAAAGAAAAUGUCGUCAAGGAUUUUUUGCCUGUGAUCAUAACCGUUGCCUUAAAAAUAACCUCAGAUGCAAUUCGUUCUCUGAUUGUAUGGACGAAUCGGAUGAAUUAGAUUGCCCUUGCAAAGAAUACGAAUUCAGAUGCGGUAGCGGCGAAUGUAUACCGAACCCAUUACGGUGUAAUGGAGAUAGAGAUUGUAUGGAUUACUCGGAUGAAAAUAACUGCCCCAUCAAUUGUAGCAAGUUACCAGUUGGAAAAGGAAUACCGUGUAAUACAACGUCCAUCUGUAUUCAUCAGCAGUGGCUUUGCGACGGAGAUAACGACUGUGGUGAUAAUAGCGACGAAGUUAAUUGCGACAGAGAAGGCGCCAAUUCGACAUUUUCUUGCGGUCCUGAUAAAUUCAAGUGUAAAAAUUCUCGAUGCAUACCUCAAAAUUGGGUCUGUGAUCGAGAUAACGAUUGCGGAGAUAAUGUUACCGAAACUUCGUUAUCUUCGGACGAGAUGAAUUGCACUUUCACUUGUAACAGCGAUCAUUUCUCGUGUGAGAAUAAAGAAGGAUGUAUUUUGAGAACGUGGCAAUGUGACAGUAUCGCAGAUUGUUCGGAUGGAUCUGACGAAAAGAAUUGCGAAGCUAGAACGUGUCUGGAUACCGAAUUCAAGUGUAAUUCUACCGGAAGAUGUAUACCUUGGUCUUGGGUCUGCGAUAAAGAAUUCGAUUGCCAUGAUCGAUCCGACGAAUCAAUUGAACAAGAUUGUAUACCGUACUGGAACGAGAAGUGUUCGCCGGAUAAAUUCAUGUGUUUGAAUAAGAAGUGUAUUUUCAAUGAGUAUUAUUGCGACGGUGAUAACGACUGUGGAGAUAAUUCGGACGAACCACCGAGCUGUAGAAUUUGCGAAUCGCCUAAUUUCUUGUGUAAUAAUGGAAAAUGCGUUCAUUUGAGCGUCACUUGCGACGGAAAAGACGACUGCGGCGAUAAUUCCGAUGAAAAUAUUAAUAAUUCUCUUUGCGAAAAAAAUCAUACGCAACAAUGUACCAGCGAAAUGUUCUUGUGCCAGAACCAGAAAUGUAUCAAUGAAUCCCUAGUUUGUAACGGAAAAGAUGAUUGUGGAGAUCUCAGUGACGAAUAUAAAUGCAACAUCAACGAAUGCUCUUUGGCCGUUUCUCACUGCCAACACACCUGCAUCGAUAAGAAAAUCGGUUUCGAAUGCGCCUGCAAUACCGGAUAUCAAGUCCAUCCGUCAAUACCUCAUAUUUGUAUCGAUGUUAACGAAUGCAAAAGCAGACCUUGCAGUCAAAUUUGCGUCAACGAGCGAGGAUCUUAUAAAUGCUACUGCGACAAGGGCUACGUCUUGUUAGAAGAUAAACAUUCGUGUAAAUUGAAAACUGAACAACCACCUUCUUUAUUACUGACAAAUAAACACUUUAUAAGAAGAAUCGAAAUGAAUGGUAAUUCCACCAUCGAAGUUCAUAAUUUAACCAACGCCGUAGGAUUGGAUUACGAUUACGAAAGUGGCUGUUUAUAUUGGUCCGAAGUAUCGAAAAGUUUGAAAACUAUUCGUCGACAGUGCCCGCAAAAUACCACUUUCCAAACUCUUCAUGGAUCGAAUUUACUCAACCCGGAUGGUCUGGCCGUUGAUUGGAUCGCGAAAAAUUUAUACUGGUGUGAUAAAGGUCACGAUACCAUCGAAGUAUCCAGACUAGAUGGCAGGUUCAAAAAGGUACUGAUCAACGAUAAAAAUUUAUUACAAGAACCCAGAUCUAUUGUCCUCGAUCCCACCAGAGGAUAUAUGUUUUGGACCGAUUGGGGUAAUCAACCGUAUAUUGGUAAAGCUGCGAUGGAUGGAACCGGAGUACGAGUUUUGAUCAACGAUUCCUUAGGCUGGCCGAAUGCUCUCACCAUUAGUUACGAAACUCGUGAAAUAUUCUGGGGUGAUGCUAAACUCGAUUACAUCGCUGUGGCUGAUUUCGAUGGCAAAAAUCAACAAACUGUGAUCAGUCGAAGUACUGAUCCUUCGGUGAAUUUGCAUCAUAUCUUUGCUUUGGCGGUAUUCGAAGAUUACGUUUUUUGGACGGAUUGGGAAUCACAGACGGUAGAAAGGUGUAAUAAAUAUCACGGCAAAGAUUGCAAAUCGGUUACCCACGUUAAUUAUAGACCGAUGGAUAUCCGAGUAUUUCAUCCAUUCAAACAACCUUCAGUGCAAAACAACACGUGUAAAAAUAACGGAGGAUGUAAAGCUCUUUGCCUGAUUAAACCCGAAGGAGGCCAUGUUUGCGCAUGUCCUGAUAAUUUUGUAUUGGAUUCGGAUGGAGUAUCGUGUAAAGCAAAUUGUUCGAGUUCGCAUUUCGUGUGUCCUAAUACCUACAAAUGUAUACCGAUGUGGUGGAGAUGCGAUAAUCAGGAUGAUUGCGGAGACGGUUGGGACGAGCCGAAAGACUGUCCGGAAUUCAAAUGUUUCCCUGGCCAAUUCCAGUGCGCUAAUUACAACUGUACGCAUCCAGCGGCCAUCUGCAAUGGUAAAAACGAUUGCGGGGAUAACUCCGAUGAAAAAGACUGCGAUACGUUCACUUGUAUGGAUACUCACUUCAAAUGUGCAGCUAAUGGGACGCAACCGGCGUUCUGUAUUCUCAAUUCGUUGAAAUGCGACGGUAAUCUCGAUUGCGCUGGCGGAGAAGAUGAGCAAAAUUGCCCCACGGAAUGUAAAGUUAACGAAUUCAAAUGCGUCAAAUCGAAUAAAUGUAUUCCUUCGGUUCACGCUUGCGAUGGAGAUAAAGAUUGCGAAGAUGGGAGCGACGAAGCUGACUGUGAGGUGAGCACUUGUGCUUCGAACCAGCAAAGGUGCUCGAGCGGUAGAUGUAUUAUGCAGGCUUGGGUUUGCGACGGUGAUAAAGAUUGCCCUAAUGGUGAAGAUGAGCCGGCUAGUUGUUCGCAUCGUACUUGCGAUCCUACUUAUUUCAAAUGUGCUAAUAACAAGUGUAUUCCGGGACGUUGGAAAUGCGAUUUGGAGAACGAUUGCGGUGAUCAUUCCGACGAAAUGAAUUGUCCUCUGAGAAACUGCACAGAAAGUGAAUUCAAAUGUUUGGACGGAAAAUGCAUCAGUAAAAAUUCUCUUUGCGAUGGUCAUUUCGACUGUCAUGAUAAAGAAGACGAAUCGAAUUGCAACAUCACAUGUGGCACUGAGGAAUUCAAAUGCGCUAAGCCACCGACUUGCAUUCACUUAAAAUACAAAUGUGACGGAGAUCCGGACUGUACCGAUUUCAGCGACGAGUUAGACUGUCCCGUCUCCUGUACGAGCGAACAAUUCACCUGUAACUCGUCAGAAUGUAUUCCAGAUACGUGGCAAUGCGACGGCGAAUUCGACUGUUCGGAUAAAAGCGACGAAUCCGAAUCACUCUGCAUUAAUCGAGCCUGCCCACCUAGUAAAUACAGAUGUCGUAAUCAUAAAUGUAUCUUGAAAAGUACCCUGUGCAAUGGUAAAGACAACUGCGGCGAUAAUUCCGACGAAGACGUAGACGCUUGUAAAAUGGUCGGAAAUUGUCCUCAAGACAUGUUCAAAUGUGGCAAUAAUCAUUGCGUCAAUAAAUCUCUCAUCUGCGACGGACAAAACGACUGCGGUGAUAAUUCGGACGAAGAAAAAUGCACUUGUAGAUUUGGUACCUGCUCUCAAGAAUGUUUUGUCAAGAAAAACACAGCUCAUUGCAGAUGUGCCCCUGGAUACACACUUUUCCCUAUGGAUCAAAAGACCUGUCACGCUACUGGACAACCGGCGUAUUUGACGGUCGCGAUGGAGGCAGAUUUUGGUAUCGUUGAUCCGUACAGAGCGAGCGAUAAUUUCGUUAAAAAGAUCACACUCUCUAAAACUGGCAGUAAAGUCGAAACGUAUGAUAUUAUGAUCUCAAGUAACGAGUCAUUGGUGUUCUGGACAAAUAAACAAGAUAAUGCCAUAUUCGUCACACCGAUUACGUUCGACCUUAUACAUGGGCAAAAUGCAGGGGCUUACGUGAAGAUAUUUAAUGCAAGUGGAGUGCAAUUGAUCAACGUUGAAGGAGAAGUUCAAAGCGUAGCUGUCGAUUGGAUUAGUAAAAUAGUUUACUGGAUUGAAACCAGUACAGCUCAUCAAGCCAUUAUGGCAUGUACCACCAAAGGAAGAUUCAAAACGACUCUAUUCAACAACGAUCUCCAUAAACCUAAGGAUUUAGUUAUUGAUCCGAUGCGAGGGCAAUUAUUCUGGUCCGAGUUGGGUAAACAGGCUCGUAUCGAGGUGGCCGGAACCGAUGGUUCGAAUAGGAAACAUUUCGUCACACAAAAUAUCUAUUGGCCAAUGGCGUUGACCAUCGAUUACCCUGCCAAAAGAUUGUAUUGGGUGGAUAAUAAACUCAGAUGGAUCGAAUGUAUCGAUCUGAAUGGAACCAAUCGGCAAUUAGUGCAUCAGUUUUCGCCAGGAAUGAAACCGUUCCGAAUAGAUGUAUUUGAAGAUUUCCUGUACGUUGCGUUAAAUCAAAAAUCCAACAUUAUUAAAGUGAAUAAAUUCGGAGCUGAAAAUGUCACCAUUUUAGAAAUUGGAUCAUCACGUAUUACUGAUCUAGCAAUUUAUCAAGAAAAUAAACAAAUUCCACGAGAAAUUAAUUUCACCUCGAAGGCGCCAACUAGAAAUAAUUCGAUCUGUUUCACCGCAUUCGGAGGUCAAAAACGUAAUUGCGUGUGCGGCGAUGGUUUCGUAGAAUUGAGAAGUUCCACAAGAAACGAGUGUAUUUGUAAACAAGGCUGGACUGGUAAUAACUGCGAGAUUCCAAUUAAACAAUGUAGUUUAUGUUUGAAUGAUGGCGAAUGUGAGCCGCAGAUUCCAACCAGAUGCAAAUGUAAAGAAGGGUUCACUGGUACUCGUUGCGAACAAUGUGCUGAUCUAAGAUGUCAAAAUGGUGGUACCUGUGUGAAAGUCUCCGACGGUGUUAAAAAGUGUAUUUGUUCGCCCGGGUAUUCGGGAGCUGUGUGUAAUGUAUCCAAAUGCGAUAACUAUUGUAAAAAGGGAUCUUGUCGUUUAAUAGACACCGGACCGAAAUGUAUUUGCCCUCCUGGUUAUACUGGUAAAAGAUGCGAUCAAAACGCCUGCAAAGAUCUAUGUCUAAACGGAGGAACGUGUAGCGUGACAACAAAAGACGUGUCAUGCAUGUGCCCACCGCUAUUCACCGGUCGACGUUGCGAGACUAACCUGUGUAAUUGUACUUGUGCCAAAGGAGACCCGAAUUGCGUUUGCGAUAUCAUCGAUACACCUAGCGAAUGUCGUAAUCGACGAUGCCAGCAUGGCCAAUGUGCCAAUGGUGGCACAUGCCACGAAAUCAACGGCCGGUCUUAUUGCAGUUGUCCUUCUCCUUGGACUGGAGUCGAUUGCGAAGUAAAAUCGAAUGGAAAUGACGGAUCAACGUGUAAAGAUUAUUGUCACAAUAAUGGUCUUUGCUUGAACGGUGAAAAAGGACCUUUCUGUCACUGUAAAUCUAAUUGGAUAGGCAGUAGGUGCAGCAUUUGGUCGACUUGUGUGCAUUAUUGCUUCAACGGUGGUACUUGCCAAGAACCUACAGACGGAUCGCAUACUCCGACGUGCAUUUGUCCUGAGGACUAUUCCGGUAAUCGAUGUCAUAUCGGUAAUAAUAACGUUCCAUCGAGUGUCGAACAUGCAUCCGAUUCAGCGGAUCAUUUCUUGUCAAAAUUCAACGUUUUACAUUUCAUCAUCGUAGUUGUAUUUCUGCUUAUGAUAUUAGUUGGCGUCUAUUUCUUCCUGUCUCACAGGAGAGGUAAUGGAGCAUUUAUGCACGUUCGUAUUCAAGAAAAUGGAGCAGUAAAUAAUCCUAUGUACUUGAGAGGAGACGCCGAAGAAGAUGAAGUUACCCUAGACCAUGUUACUCCUUUACAAGAGAAGGUGAUUUUCCAAUUAUCUUCCAACACAUUCGCGAAUCCGGUGUACGAGUCGAUAUACAGCAUCGGAGGCGAACAUUCCACCAACAUAAACGAAGAGAAAAAAGGCCUACUGCAAAGCACGAUGGAAUUAAACGAUACUUUAUCAACGAGCAAUGAACAAGUGCAAUAAAUACAAGUAAAUCGAGACUAAGUUUAAUCCUUUUUUGGGACUCGACUGACGACCUCGUCGUCGUAGCAAUUUUUAAAUUUCUUUUCCAUUGAUUGGUAUGUUCCUACUAUACUUUCUGGUAUUAUAUGUUAACCUUCUUCUUGUAUGUAUGUACGUAGCUACGUAAUGUAGUUGAUCGUGAAUUAUUUUUUCUCAAACCAUGUAUAUUUUUUAUUAAGUCAAUUGUUUAAGCUGGAGGAUUUCAACUAUUUAUGCCCAAUGUUGCCAAACAAAACGUUGUGUUGUAUUUUUUAGAAUUAGGGUUUUUUUUUCGUUUUUUCGUUGAAAGGAAAUUCUCAAGCCGUCGAUUUAAAAGAAAAAAAUGGCCGCUUAUGUACCCUAAUAUUGUUGUGUUGUGUUUAAACAGUGGUAUUAUUAUUUUGUGGGUAAUUCUUUUGUUAUUACGAUGUAUUGGUUGUGAAUUAUUAUUUUAUUUUAAACGUUGUAACUUAUAAUACUCAAGCGAAACGAUGUGUUAGGUGUAAUUUUAGUACGUUACUUGUAUAAUGUCUGUUUGUAUUUGUCCGCCAUAUCCAUUCUAUAAGCAAAAUUUUACCUCAACGACGGUUGUGAAUUUUAUUAAUUUGAGGUUCCUAUGUGUUGAAAUUUUAAUUAUUUAACGCGAACGAGUGUUUCAAAUACGUAAUUUUUCUUCUUAUUUUCUUUCUUCUUUUUUUUGUACGGUUGCUUUGGAAAUAGUUUAUAAAUAGUUGUGUAAUUUUAUACGUUUAUAUAAUGUUUGUAUUAUCUACUUAAUCAAAGGGAAUCGAAUUGUUAACAUAAUUGUGCCAUAAUAUUUGUAGAUUUUAAUUACGUAUUUUAGAAUGUUUUUAAUUAUUUUUUUUGUACGUUUUUUUUUCUCUUUCCUUUUUUUGUAUUUUCUUUCGUCUAUAAUAUCGUAUAAGAGGCUCUAUAUAGAAACGUUGGUAUAUUUUUAAGUAGGUGAAUUUUAUUUUAUUUUAAUAUUUUUUUUCUCGAUGAAACAUGAAAGCAAUUUUUUUUUCGAAAGGGGAAAAAAUGUAAGGACGAAAUUUAUAUUACGAACAACGGGGCAUAAUAUUUUUUUUUAGUGUACUCGCGUAAUUUUUAUUAGCAAAUGUUACAACAUUUGAAAUGUACUAGUCAAUGCAUCGACGUAAUAUUGUAUAACUUUCUAUAUUUUUUUUUCUUUGUGCUUCCAACGGUGAUACUCAUUAUUACGUAGUAUUUUUGUUUUAUUUCAUUGUCUUUUUAUUUAAAAAAAAAAACCGGUGUACGUUUGAAUAUUUGUUCGUGUAUUAACGAGAUGUAUUUGUAAAAUAAAUUUUAGAACGUAUAA
Messenger RNA from Planococcus citri (citrus mealybug), 15243 nucleotides. RefSeq names its product LDL receptor protein 1 (gene LRP1). Gene Ontology annotation, molecular function: protein binding; low-density lipoprotein particle receptor activity; calcium ion binding. Lineage: Eukaryota; Metazoa; Arthropoda; Insecta; Hemiptera; Pseudococcidae. Gene Ontology annotation, cellular component: signaling receptor complex; plasma membrane. The record is from RefSeq and is a predicted model, not a curated record. The transcript has 70 exons. Bases 216 to 13886 code for a protein of 4556 amino acids.